Messenger RNA from Octopus bimaculoides (California two-spot octopus), 733 nucleotides. RefSeq lists its product as uncharacterized. Lineage: Eukaryota; Metazoa; Mollusca; Cephalopoda; Octopoda; Octopodidae. The record is from RefSeq and is a predicted model, not a curated record.
AUGAAUUUACUUAGUAGAUAUUCCGAUUUUGGUUUUCAUAGCUGGAUGCCCACACACGCAUCAACAGUUUGCUCCCCAGCAAAAGAAACUUUAGUUGAACGGAUGGUUCUUGGAUGGAAUCAAGUGAGAGCAAAACAAGCAAAAGACACAGAAUAUGCAAUUAAGACUAUAGAAAGGAAAAAUAUGGACCGAUUUCGAGUACUAAACUUCUUUUUGAAUCAGCGCCAUAUUUCCUUUGAACAUUUUUGUAAGAAAGUAGCAGACGCCUUUCCCGAAGUACGAAUACAAAUACGGCAUGACAAGGAUAUUGAAAAAAUUUCUUGGUUAUAUGAGUUGGAUGAUUUGUGCCAAAAUUACAAAGAUGCAGAUCCAACCCUUCAAUUUCCGGAGUUGAAGCGCUUACAAAGGUUUUUCAAGAUCGAUUUACAAGAAAUACCUUUUAUAAAGGCCAAAGUCUGUCUUUACGUAAUGUCAGUUCCUGCUUAUCAAAUUUUAAAAUGUGAAAUACAGAAAGCUCUUAUGGCGACUCUGAAAAUACUCUUUCUACCUGAAAGUCUCCUUAAGGAAUGGCUUAGUAUUCGACAUCUUCCGAUGCUGGUUACGGACUAACUGUCGUAUUUCCAUCAUCGGUUUUCUAUUUAGAUUUCCAAUUGUACACAACUAGUAUAAAAGCUGAUCACACUAUAUUUAACAACCUUCGAAUAAAUCGAGAAAAUGUAACGUAAAAUCUUCA